AGUUGGCUUAACUUCAAACCAGAAGUUAAGUUGGGGUAUCUCUACACUCGGAGAAUGCAGUCUCCCGUCGUGGCCACCAAAUUCCAUUGCACAAAAUCUGCAAUUUACCGCACUGGCCACUGCAAGAAGAGAACCACCAUCUUCCACUUCAAAUUCACACGUUCCUUUACUUUACGAAUACAAAGAUUCAACUUAGCUUGCCAUAACCGAAACCCAGAGAACCAUUUGGUCUCUCCAUGGUCUUCCACCAUUUUUCCAAGGGGCAUAAGGAAUUGCACAGAAUAUAUCAAUGUUUCAUGGAGAUGGGUUUCUCAGGUCAUCUCUUUUUACUUGUUCUGUCUAAAUCUUGUCGCUGAUGCUGAGGCAAUUGACUAUCCAUCUCCUUCUUUUGUGUAUGCUUGUGAAGAUGUUAACAAUUACUAUGCCAAUGCGGAUCAUUUAGAGGGUAAAUCACUCAAGAAAAUACUGAAUUCCAUCAUAGCCAGGCACCAAUCUUUAUCCUACAGAGAGGUGUGGAAUGCCCUCAAGCUUCUUGAUGCUUCGGAUGUUGACAACCCCAAAGCUUCGUCAGGAAUAGUUGAAAUUUACUCCUUGAGGGUUGUACCCAAGUCGUUAGCUGGAAAGCCUGAAGGAUGGAAUAGGGAGCAUCUAUGGCCUCGUUCUUAUGGGUUAAAAGAUGGUCCAUCCUUGACUGAUUUACACAACAUUCGCCCAGCAGAUGUGAAUGUCAAUUCAUCCAGGGGGAACAAAUACUACGGAGAAUGCAAUGUUAACUCAACUAAGUGUUUGAAGCCAGCAAACAAAGAAGCUGCUUUGGACACGGAAACUGACAAGGACAGAUGGGCACCACCUAAACAGCAUAGAGGAGAUAUUGCAAGGGCGCUGAUGUACAUGGCAGUAUGUUACGGGUUUCGUCAACCAGAUGGAGGCCCAGCUCUUCACCUUUCAGAUUCUCCAAAAAGUUCAGCAAUUAGUGAGAUGGGACUGCUUUCUACAUUGUUAAAGUGGAAUGAGAUUGAUCCACCUUCAAGAGAAGAGAAGUUGAGAAAUGAAAGAGUCUGCAAGUUUUAUCAGCACAAUAGAAAUCCUUUUGUUGAUCAUCCAGAAUAUGCAAGUCUCAUAUGGGAAGAACACAGUUCUCUCCAUCUUCCAAGGAUUCAUGAAAUUCACAACAAAAGACAGUUCAAGACAAGGAAACAUGAGCAGCCGAUUCUCAGUUGACAGGGUUCAAGUCUUCUAGGAAAGACACGGUGGAAUUGCUAUGACAUGCACGUAACAAUUUUGAAGUUCAUAAGCCUUGCUUUAGGGGAUGGUAGCCAGAAAGGUUUUCCAUGGCCUGUGGUGCUGCGACAUACAUGUCAAACUAUCAUUUCACUGGAUGCUAAGUUUUAGGUAGAUGGAUUGCCUGAACCACAUGAAUGCUUGCUUGUCCAUAGAAAAAAACAGGAUUGUGAAUAGGUGAAUUGAGCCUGGACAAUAUAAUUAAACAUAACCCUCUAAGUUAUGAUUUUAGUUGUACACUUGAUAUCAUGUAUUUGCAGAAUAUGUGAAACCGUAAGAAAUUUUUACGUGGACUCUCCAUUGCUGCCUGUCA
Messenger RNA from Prunus avium (sweet cherry), 1594 nucleotides. RefSeq lists its product as uncharacterized. Gene Ontology annotation, molecular function: nuclease activity. The record is from RefSeq and is a predicted model, not a curated record. NCBI's taxonomy places the organism in Eukaryota, Viridiplantae, Streptophyta, Magnoliopsida, Rosales, Rosaceae.